AUGUCCGAUUCCUACAACCUCCCUCCCGCUCCCGAACAAGACCAAUCGGGUGCCGGGGACGCACUUCCGACAUACGACGAUCUCGCCGAACAGCACGGUCCAAACUCAAGAUUCGGCCGCUGGAGAGGAUGGAUAGAGAAGAGAGCUGCCGAACGAUAUAACGACAUCACCCCAGCAGAGCGCGAACGGCGACGACUGCGCGGCUGGAAUGUGAGUGACCGCACCACCGCCUCUUUGUUCCGCCCCAAAGACCAGAAUGGACCUCCCUACUCGAUGUUUUCCACGAACCCAUCGGUGUCCGCGUCGUCGUACGGCGGGCCUUCAAAUCCACCGUCAAUAUAUGCAUCUACCCACUCGUCGUUCAUCCAAAUCCCCCCUGGCCCAAGUCCGUACGCCUCUAUGCUCUCUGUACCCUCGGGAUAUCCAUCCUCCAUGUAUUCGUCCGCACCCUCCUCUUACCACAUGCACCCGCAACUGCGCCUCCAGACCUCUUUUACAGACAGCAUACCAGCAUCGCCGUUCACGCACUCCAAGUACCCUGAGCCGCCUGCGUCGCUCAUCCCUGAGUCUAUACCACCUUCGCGUCUGAAGCUGUAUAACUUUGGCUCGCGGUUUCUCCCUCAUUCAACAUCGCCCAUCCGAUGUCUGUUACCCAUAACGAACCAUCAUUUGCUGCUCAUAGGACACGAUGACGGGCUGUCGGUCCUUGACAUGUUUCCUCGCAGUGAUAGUCCAGACGACUUCGACGGCGACGACAAGGGGCCCAUGGAUGCUGAGGCGAGAGUAAUAUGGGAGGGUGAAGGUGUGCAUCAGAUGACCAUACUGGAGUCCGAGAGCACUGGAGAGGGUACUCCUCAGGGAGUUGUUCUUGUCCUAGUUGGCACCUCCGUGGAUUCAUCCAAAGAUCAAGAAGAGCCCAGGAUCUUACGGAUGUAUAAUUUGGCGAGUCUGGUCAGUCUCGCGAAGUGGACUGUAGCGCAGAAGGGUUCUGUGCGUCCUCUAGACAUGCGAGGUGCUUCACAAAGCAAGAAUUCUUAUGGCCUGCCAAAGAAAAUCCCUCGUUCUACCAGUUCGAUCGCAAAGGGUCUGAAGAAUCUGGUCCUCGACAACGGAUCGCAGCUGAACACAACGUCGAAGCACGACUCACAUGUGUCACACUCUUCUCUGUCCAGCAUCUUCACUUCACCUACCAAGGGGAAAGGAAAGGCGCCACCACCGGUAUCGCGCACAGAUUCGGUCGAUUCAGAUUGGGACGUGGUCAACGAGCUACCGUUACGAUGGGCUACAAACUAUACACCACUAGCAUCAACGGGGUCGCGUCUGCUCAACAAUGCAGUCCUUGGCUACGACAUAUACCGAAAUGAAGCACAGCGUGGCCCAGGUGGUGUCUUCCUUGCCAUCGCCACGAAGUCGUCGGUUCUAUUGUACGAAGCCCCGAAGGGCGAACGCGCUUUCCGCUUCACGAAGGAGUUUUACACCCCUCUACCACCGAAAAGCGUCAUGUUCGUCCAACAGUCCGUCGCCGACAACAUGUCCCGCAGCCCGUCCGACAUCUACCCCCGCGCGACCGCGCUCGACUCCCAUGUGGCGCGACACCAGCGCGUCGUCUCCUACAGCGCGGCGCAGUUGCGCACCAACUACCCAACACAGCUCACCCUCUUCGUCACCUUCGACAAGAAGGCAGGCACGAUCCGUAUCGCCGACUCCGCCGUCGGCGAGAUCGAGCUCUACGAGGACAACUGGGCCGCACAGCAGUCCGCGCUCGGCGCCCAGUCCCCCUCGUCCGCGUCCUCCGCCGGCGGCGCCUCCGUCCGCCACUCACGCGCGUCCUGGGACGGCCGCGCGUUCGCGAAGGAGAAGGCGGCGUGGGCCCGCCCCGCGCACGUCCUUAUCCCGCCGUCGACCGCGCGCGGGCGCUCGACGGAGAUGUACCUCCUCACGCGCGGCCGCCAGUCGCACCUCGUGCCCUUCCCGCUCCCGUCCAGGCUCGCCGCGCUGCCGCCGUACCGCGUGCUCGUCUGGUCUGCGCCGCCGACGCACGUCGCCGUGCGCGUGUGCGCGCCCGAGGCGGACGACCCGGACGCGGUCGACCCGAACAGCAUGGACGCGCCCUUCCUCCAGGUCGUCGCGUUCGGCGAGGACGGCGUGGAGGUGCAGGAGAUCCCGCUCGCGCAGCUCUCGGAGCGCAAGGGCAAGGGGCGCGCGCAGGAGCCGCUCCGGGCGCAGGCGGACACGGGCGGGGCGGCGGGGCUGCUCCUGUCGGGGGGCCACUGGGACCAGCCGUUCAUCCCUGGAGCGGGGCUGUCGCGCUCGUACUCGACCUCAAGUUACACCACGGAUGAGUCGGAGGAAGGAUAUCCGCGACGUCCGCCCCAGGAUGGGCUGUACGCUUGGGUCCAAAAGGGCGCCGAAGACUGGCGGGUGAUCUGGCUCGGAGACGGGAGCGCCGACUUUGACGACGGCUUCGAAGAUUUCGAGUAA
Messenger RNA from Epithele typhae, 2481 nucleotides. RefSeq lists its product as uncharacterized. The record is from RefSeq and is a predicted model, not a curated record. NCBI's taxonomy places the organism in Eukaryota, Fungi, Basidiomycota, Agaricomycetes, Polyporales, Epitheliaceae. The coding region runs from base 1 to 2481 and encodes 826 amino acids. The transcript is spliced from 7 exons.